This is a messenger RNA of Oryzias latipes (Japanese medaka), 3974 nucleotides long. RefSeq names its product max-binding protein MNT. Gene Ontology annotation, molecular function: protein dimerization activity; DNA-binding transcription factor activity, RNA polymerase II-specific; RNA polymerase II cis-regulatory region sequence-specific DNA binding. The record is from RefSeq and is a predicted model, not a curated record. NCBI's taxonomy places the organism in Eukaryota, Metazoa, Chordata, Actinopteri, Beloniformes, Adrianichthyidae. Gene Ontology annotation, biological process: regulation of transcription by RNA polymerase II.
ACUUAACGAGAACAUGACUCGCCUUGUUGUGAGUAUUCCCGUGUUCGCAUCGCCAUCUUGUUGCGAUCCUAAUUUUUACGUAUGCGAGGAUUUACUUUCUGUUUGGCUGCUUUAGGAAUUAUUCCUCUCCUCUCAGGAAACCCACAGAGGGGGGGCCGCGUUGGUGGUGCGGCAGUGACCCGUGCACACGGCCCUUUCUGUCGGGACAGCUCAGUCUUUUUCCUCCGCGUCCCUGGCCACCGGGUCCCCUGCCCUGACGGUUUACGCGCAAUGAGUAUCGAAACACUUUUGGAGGCUGCCAGAUACCUAGAAUGGCAAGCCCAGCAGCAGCAACAAAUCAAGCAUGCAGACAAAGAGCAACGUAAAGAGAUGGACCUCAUCGCCACAGAGGCUGAAUCGGGCCGUGCAGAGAUUGUCUCUUCGCCUCAGCCUGUGAGAACCAACCAUAUUGCUUGGAGUGAUGACACCCACAGUCAACAGACACAUCACCCUACUGCCCCUCCAGCUCCCUCUCUUCCACCUUCUCAAGUCCCCAUUGCUGUCAUCCCAAUGGUCCCAGUCGUCACCGCAACACCCUCUGUCCCGCCCCUACCUCUCUCAACACCUAUAGCUGCCGCCGCAACGUCACUUAAUAGCCCCCCACCGGUCAAGAAAGAGGACGCCUCCUCGCCCCCCCAGCUGCAGCAGCAGACGCCUCAUCACCUAGUGUGCUCCCCCCAAAUCAAAGUGGAAGGUGCUCAACAGCUUUUUGAUGUAAAGUCCGGUCUAUCACAGCCUCAAGUUCAGAUCCAGUUCCCAGGACCAAUCAACACUAACGGUUCUGGUACUCAUCAUGCACUGGUGCCCCGCCAAGCUCCGCCGCCAUGCCAGCAACGUCCUAAUGGCGUGCCGUUAGAAGACAUGAGGAGUUUGGAAGGGAAGAGGAGACCAGGAGGUGCGGGGACCAGAGAGGUGCACAACAAGCUAGAAAAGAACAGGCGAGCACACCUAAAGGAGUGCUUCGAGACGUUGAAGAAGAAUGUUCCGAAUGUGGAUGAGAAGAAAACAUCCAACCUCAGUGUACUACGGAGUGCAUUACGCUACAUACAGACUCUGAAGCGUAAAGAAAAGGAGUACGAGCACGAGAUGGAGCGUCUGGCCAGGGAGAAGAUCGCUACGCAGCAGCGGUUGGCCGAGCUGAAGAACGAGCUCGGCCAGGUCAUGGAUGUCAUGGAGAUCGACCGAGUCCUCAGACAGACCAUCCAGCCAGAAGACGACCAGGCCUCCACAUCCACUGCUUCAGAAGGGGAAGACAACUUUGAGCAGGACAUAGAGGAGGACGCCACGCCUGCUCCUAUACCCCUGCCCAAACCAGCUCCCCCCGUCCUACAAGCGCAGCCGCUCCUCGCCCCUCAUUUAUCCAUCCAGCACACUGCUCUUCCUCUGUCUGGAAUCCUCAGCACCCCUUCUCCCUCUGGUCUCCCUCCCCCCCAAGCCAUUGCCCCAGCUCCAGUCCCAGGACCUCCCCCACUGCCUCAAACGCUGUCACACCGCAUCCAGCCCUCACCAAUUCAGGUCCAGCCCACAGUCAUUGCCCAUGCCGCCGUCUCCCACCCGUCAGUCAUCCAAGCCGUCAGUCAUACUCUUCAAGCCAAUCACAAACACCUUACCCACAUUGCCCCCUCACCUGGACCCACCUCCUCCAUCCCUCAGCCAAUCACAGCCGCUCCAGCUGUCCCCGUCACUGCCACGCACCAACAGAUAGCCGCCCAGCCCAUCGGACACAUCACCGUCCAUCCGGUGGCUCACAUCGGAGCACCUCUGACAUCCCACCUCCCGGCUCUUUACUCCCAGGGGGUGACCGUUUCCCAGCCCACCAUGGUGGGCCACAUCACCCACACCUUCACCCACCACACCCUGCCGCACGUUCAAGCUAAUACACAAGCUAACACUAACGGAGCCCAGGUGAACAGCACGGUGAUGAGCCAGGGGAACCAGUCGCUAGGAAAGCCCACAGCAGUGCUGGCCCCACACACUCAGCUGGUGGGGCAGGCAACGGUCCUCAACCCCGUCACCAUGGUAACAGUUCCAACUUUUCCCGUCAGCACGCUCAAACUGGCGUGAGUAACGAAAAUAAGCGAUUUAAUGGACUGAAUUGAGAACUUUAAAAGCUUUUGGAGAUCAUGAAACUCACUAGUUUCUGUCAAAUCUCUGAGAAACAAAAGCAAGCAGCUGAUUUUGAACAUUUUCCAAAAUAUACGUGUUGUAGGAUUUUUGUUUUUAUCAAGAACAAAAAUCACGAAAGCAGCUUCAGUGGCUCAGACCAUUGUUUAAAGGAAUGAAACUUUUGCCUCAACUGUCAAGGCAGGAACUCUGACCCUUCUUCCUUUUCCUUCACUCCUCUGCAAACAGAAGCACUAACAUUAUAAGCUUAUUUUACACUCAGGCAUCAAAGAGUUACCUUUAACCUUCAUUCAUUUAUUCAUUCAUUUAGGAUUUUGUUCAUGGUUGCUCCUGGAGUGAAGACCCAUCUGUCUUCCGUGUUGGACUGAUGUGGUAACAAAUGAGGGCGUAUUAAAUAGAUUGCACUUACAUGCUAAAGAUUGACAGAAAAGUUUCCUUUUUUGUGCGUCUUUUUUUGCUUCAUUUUAAAGAUUUUAAGAAAAAUAAUUAUUGGAUGUCUAAUGCAUUUAUUAAAUCGGAGUAAGAAUCGGAGAAUCAGGAAGGCACAAAUUAAGUACUUUUUUCAGGGGGUCAGGGAACUUUCUGUAGAAAAACAUCAAAGCGAACAGUGUAUAAGUAAAUAUUGAAAUCGACUGAACUGCAAAUCAGCAGUUUGAUGUAAACAAGCAAAAAGUGCCACAGAAAGCUGAGCGCUCGUUCCAAAUCUGAUCUGUAACUGUGUUGAAAGGACGCUCAUGCUUUCAUCUUUUAUCCAACGCAACAGCGCCCCCUGCUGCCUCAUCCCAGAACGUACAUGGAAGUGACACGCCUGGAAAACAUAUUUCUUUGAAAAAAUGAAACCUGCGUUUAACAUAUACUUUUAGUAAAGUUCAUAUGGUUAAAAAAACCAUCAUGCAUUUGGUAAAUUUGGUUAAAAAAAACUUAAAAGCUCCUGUGAGCUGAUAAAAUGUGUUCUUAUGCACUUUAUUGUGCACACACAACCUUCUCCCCAUCCUGUAAACCUCUCAUAUGCCCCCCCCCCCCAUCUUCAUCUACUGUCUGUAGAUUUUAUGUCCAAAUGUGAGCAUAUGUUUUAUAUAUUCUGUACUAUAUGCUGUUUUCCUUGUAGCAUGGCAGUUUUAUAUGCAGUUUGCCCUCUGCAUGAUGGCGUGUGCGUGUGUGGCCAUUGGCAGUUUAUUUUUUUACAUAAAAAUAAUUUAUGAGACGAGCCUGUUGGGACGUUAUGGUCUGCGCCCGAUCCUCAGUUUCCCUGAACACUGUGACAAACUUUGGCAAAUUAUGUACACAUAAUGGACGGAAGACGGAAAGAGUUUGUGGACUGAGCCAUGGAGUGGAAAAAAAAUCAAAUAUGAUCCUGUUGCUCUUUUCUUGACACAAAAUAAUGAUGUCUAAUAUUAAAUUUCAGUUCUGUAAUGUUUGUCAGUAUGAAAGUUUUGUAAAUUGUGAUUGUGCGCAUGUCAAUGCAUUUGAGUGAAAUGCUUAUUUCUGUUGGAUUCUUUUGUUUUGCAUGUAAGUUGCAUUUUAGAUCUUUUAAGUGUUUUUUAUUUUAUUUUAUUUUAAUGGUUGUUUUGGGACCAUGUACAAUACUGUAUAAUGUGGGCAGAAUCCUGGACCUCAUGCUACAUUGAUAUUAUAUAUGAAUAUAAAAAAAAUGUUUUCCCUAUGGUGAAAGUUUUAAGUUAUAUAUCGCCUGUACUCUUUGGGCUGCCUUUUAGAUCUAACUGUCCACUGUUUAAGAUAACAAUGAUAAUAAUGAUGGAGCAUUAUGCUGAUGGAAUAAUGAAGAUUCUUAAUAAAUCUUAUUACAUUUA